ACCACCGCGGUUGUUGUUGGUGUUGUUGAGGACUUCCGAAGUCCCACUUAUUCGGGGUAGGGCGGGGGGCGUCUUAAGAUACCAUUUGACCGAAAACAAUCCCCCAAUUUCGAGUUGGAAAAGUCCCAUUCGAGCCAGACAACUUCCAGUGUGCUCUCCCCCCGGUGUGUCUGAGAGCCCUCCCGGUCCGCAGUCUCCUUGCCAAGCAGCUUAUGGAUGCGAGGUUCUCCGAGUUGUUUUCUUCACAUAAUGGACGCGACUGCGGCGGCUCUCGGACUGAAGUGAACACGGGGAACGGUUGCGGGCUGACUCCCGCCACCAAAAGGGCUUCUGGCAAGAAGAAGAGACCGAAUGCGCGACACGUUCGCAGCUUCAAACCGAGCUACAACACCUCGUAUCUACCCCCAGAGGUAGAAGAAGGGAAUAUAGAGUACAAGCUGAAGCUCGUGGACCCUACACAAAGCCGUUUCGAGCACCUGGUGACGCAAAUGAAAUGGCGGCUCCAGGAGGGUCGCGGUGAAGCCGUCUAUCAGAUUGGGGUGGAGGAUAACGGCAUGUUGGUGGGACUGUCUGAGAAGGACAUGAAGGCGUCCCUCACCACCCUCCAUGAUAUGGCUGAGAAAGUUGGGGCUGACAUCACUGUCCUUCGACACGCAGAGGUGGACUACGACGCUGAUCAGCCUCUUACCAUCGCCGAAGUCUUAAUUCGUAAGGUGCCGGAUGACCAGCAGUUCCUGGACCUGCGAGUAGCCGUACUUGGUAAUGUAGACUCGGGCAAGUCGACGCUGCUGGGUGUUUUGACGCAAGGCGAGCUGGAUAAUGGACGAGGAAGAGCAAGACUGAACCUCUUCAGGCACCUCCAUGAAAUACAGACAGGGCGUACGUCUAGCAUCAGCUUUGAGAUCCUUGGUUUCAACAGUAAAGGAGAGGUUGUGAACUACAGCGAGUCUCGAACAGCAGAGGAUAUUUGCGAGAGUGCCUCUAAAAUGAUCACAUUCAUUGAUCUGGCGGGCCACCACAAAUACUUGAAGACUACCAUCUUUGGCCUCACCAGCUACUGCCCUGAUUUCGCCAUGCUCGUCGUCGGUGCAAAUACCGGGAUAGUUGGCACGACGCGGGAGCACCUUGGCCUGGCCAUGGCCCUGAAGGUGCCCAUCUUCAUUGUCAUCAGCAAAUUGGACCUGUGUACGCGGGCCACUGUGGAGCGAACGGUGCGGCAGCUGGAGCGAGUCCUCAAACAGCCGGGCUGCAACAAGGUGCCCAUGCUCGUGGCCAACACGGACGAUGCCGUCGCCGCGGCACAGCAGUUUGCCCAGUCGCCCAAUAUUACACCCGUCUUCACCGUGUCCAGUGUGUCCGGAGAGAACCUGGACCUGCUCAAGGUCUUCUUCAACAUCAUCCCCCCACUCAGCAACAGCAAGGAGCAGGAGGAGCUCAUGCAGCAGCUCACUGAGUUUCAGGUGGAUGAGAUCUACACGGUGCCCGAAGUGGGGACUGUGGUGGGCGGUACUUUGUCCAGUGGUAUUUGUCGUGAGGGAGACGAUCUGGUGGUCGGACCCACAGACUCUGGCCAGUUCCACAAGUUGACCGUUGGGAGCAUCCAGAGGAACCGUUCCGCUUGCAGGGUGCUCCGGGCCGGACAGGCUGCCACGCUGGCGCUCGGCAACUUUGACCGCACGUUGCUGCGAAAGGGAAUGGUGAUGGUGAGUCCAGAGAUGGACCCGACCAUCUGCUGGAUAUUUGAGGCCGAGAUUGUGCUGCUCUUCCACUCCAAGACCUUCCACAAGGGCUUCCAGGUGACCGUCCACAUAGGCAACGUGAGACAGACCGCCACUGUGGAAGCCGUCUAUGGCAAAGAGGAGUUAAGGACGGGGGAGAAGGCGUGCGUCCAGUUCAAAUUCCUCAAGCAUCCCGAGUACUUGAAGCUGGGGGCCAAGGUUCUCUUCAGGGAAGGCGUCACUAAGGGCAUCGGCCACGUCACCAAGCUGCAUCCCAUCGUGCAGUACCACCACGCCCCAGAGAGCGACGAGGACGAAGACGACGACUAGAAAGUGAGCGCGCUCCCGUCCCUGAAAAACACAACUGCUGUCUUUUUUUAACAGACAAGCUUCCUCCAAAGGCCAGUUUGCACUCUUUGCCUCACCCAUAUGAUGUAAAUAAGUUGGCAGUUAUAGAUCGCCUUGCCUUUAUACCUUUAAGAUACUCGUUAAGCCAAUACAAUGUAGCCUCACACACACAUUCACACAAUAAAAGACUUGCACUGUCAUGAAAUGAAAGUCAACAACUCAUUCAUACUUACAGCUGAAUGAUUAAUUUGAUAAUUAUAAUAAUAAUCUAAAAUAUAAAUAAAUAUUACAAAACUGAUUUAAUUCAUGUGAAAGAGUAUUGCCAUAUGUCGUAAAAACUAUGAAAGAAGUCACUGAUGGUGUAGUGGUACACUCGUCUGACUUUGGUCGUGGGUUCAGUUCCCACUCAGUGACUAUGUGAAUGUGAGUGCGAAUGGUUGUCCCUGUCUAUAUGUUCCCUGCGACUGACUGGCGACCAGUUCAGGGUGUAGUCCUCCUUUCGCCUGUAAUCAGGUGGGAUAGGCUCCGGCGCCCCGUGACCCUAACCAGGAUAAGCGGUGUUGAAAAUGGAUGGAUGGAUGGAUGGAAAAUAUGAGAGAAGAAAAGUGGAAAAACUCAGCAUCUAAAAUAUUACACUAGUAAAAAUUAUAAUUAUUUUCAGCUACAUUCACAAAGUAAAAUUUAAAAAAAACACACACACAUAAGAGAACCCACCUUAAGGUAUUAAGGUAUAUAAGGUAGAAUUGUUUUUGUAUAUUUUGGGGGGGAGCAUCACGAUUAGAUAUUUUUUCCCAAAUUGUUCUUGCCAUAUUUUGGUUGGGGAACAUUGUACAUUUUCCCCCAAUUUGUAUGAGCACAUUGUUGGAGAAAAAACAUAACAACUAGACAUUUUUUCCACAUUUUUCUCAAAUAUUUGGGGUGAAAAAAUCAUCACAAUUACAUAUUUUUCCCAAAAUUGAAAUCAUCACAAUAACAUAUUUUCCCCAAAUAAUUGCUGCAAUAUUGAGGGUGGGGAGAAUCAUCACAAUUAGAUAUUUUAUUUAAUAUUUGGGGCGGAAAAAAUCAUCAUCCAUCCGUCCAUCCAUUUUCUGUGCCGCUUCUCCUAACUAGGGUCGCGGGCGUGCUGGAGCCUAUCCCAGCUGUCAUCGGGCAGGAGGCGGGGUACACCCUGAACUGGUUGCCAGCCAAUCGCAGGGCACAUAGAAACAAACAACCAUUCGCACUCACAGUCAUGCCUACGGGCAAUUUAGAGUCUCCAAUUAAUGCAUGUUUUUUGGGAUGUGGGAGGAAACCGGAGUGCCCGGAGAAAACCCACGCAGGCACGGGGAGAACAUGCAAACUCCACACAGGCGGGGCCGGGGAUUGAACCUGGGUCCUCAGAACUGUGAGGCUGACGCUCUAACCAGUCGGUCACCGUGCCACCAAAAAAAAUCAUCAGUUAAAUAUUUUUCCUUAAAGUCAUUCAGCUCUAUUAUUCACACUUUUUUCACUUUUAUGCUGAUAUUUGCGUCUAUGAGUGUUUUUGUGUGACAAAAUCCCAAGUUUAACUCUCCUUUAAACUCAUCCAGUGACUGAGCUUUAAACUCCCACCUGCAGGAGUAAUGUGGAGGCGUUUACACCGCAGUGCACACCGAGCACACAUUUUGGGGAGGGGGAGAAGCUGCGCUCACUUGCACUGACACACACACACAACCUUCCUACAGAUGGUCUUGACACAGCUGAUGCAACUGUGAAGCGUUCUUAAAUACACACAGCAGCUCGUCUUUGUCCAAACAGCAGCAUGAUUUGACUGAAGACUGUAAAGGGGGAUAUAGGCGCAACAUUCCACGCCUCAGAAUGGUAAUAAUGGCACUGUCGAUCUGUUGGACAUCAUCCACAAACCAGGAAGAAGUAGCCAACAUGCCCCACAAUUCUUAUAUUUGUCACAUUUAUUGCCAGUUCAGCCUCAGCUAAGGUUCUCGAGUGAGUGUGUUUUAUUAGACAGCAUUGAUACAAAAAAGAAAGGGCAACCCAAGACUUGCUGCACAACGUGCAAAUUUGAAAUUAAAAACCAUUAUGUUUCAAAGGUAUUUGCCGCAAGUUCUUGAAGUUACUAAAGUUGCACGCACACACAGUGCCUCAUAGAAGUGCCUUCCAACACAACACAGGUCAUUCAAGUAGUUGGAAAAAAAAAAAAAAACUCUUGGUGCUAAAAUACAAACAUUUGUACCAAAUCGUUUGACUCUUAAGUACUACUCCAAAUCAAGACUACUGUGGGGCUUACAAUAACUAUCUUAUUACUGUCUUAUAUUACUGCCGCACUGUCACAUCAACUUUAUAGUGACACACCCCACUCUAUCAUUGUGUUGUGUUGUUUUUUCAAGAGCAUGUUUCAACCUUUGUAUUAUAUAUCUGGUUAUACAUUUGUGUUUUUGCGCAUCUCAGGUGUAUUUUUUGUAGUUUUUACAUUUUACAAUCAAACCCUUGUUGAAGCUUUAUGACUUGUUUAUCCGAUUUUUAAUGGAAAUGUGUAUAAUCACGUGUGAACUAUGUACAGAUCCAAUUGGUGUAUUAAAUAAAGCUUUUAUCACAUUAAAA
Molecule: messenger RNA, 4643 nt
Organism: Phyllopteryx taeniolatus (common seadragon)
Lineage: Eukaryota; Metazoa; Chordata; Actinopteri; Syngnathiformes; Syngnathidae
Gene: gtpbp2a
Product: GTP binding protein 2a
Exons: 12
Coding region: 213-2048 (611 amino acids)
Biological process (GO): translational elongation
Molecular function (GO): translation elongation factor activity; GTP binding; GTPase activity
Source: RefSeq, a predicted model, not a curated record